AUGGCUCCCUUUGACGUAGCCCGGCUACGAGCGCAAGCAGAAGGGUCGGUCAGUCAGCUCAGAGAGAAGAUAAAUACAGUCAAGCCGGCGCCCGGUGCUCCAGUGCCUGCUCAGCAGCCCGCUUACACCUUCAACCGCGGACGAGUGCCGCCAGCGCCUGACGUGACUCGCGAACAGCCUCGGGUAGGCUCGAGCAAGCUCACGCGCCUUUCUGCUCAAGAUAAGGCAGCCUUCUUUGGGCUACUUGACGAUUUCUUCGGCGGGCAGCGGGCAGCUUUGCCUGCGAAAGCUGCUCUUCCAAACGACCCCCUCCCCGUCUCAAGCUUUGCACCUGGCACGGACCUCACAUCGUCGAGCUACCCGCCACCACCAUCUGAUGGAUGGUGCUGCCAUGCGGCAGCGUAUGCCUCCUUCUUCAGGGCCAAAGAAGCUUGGUCUUCGGCUUGGUACGAUCACUCACCUGUGGAGCCGCCGCCGCUUCAUGGCCGUACAGACGUCACCCAUGCGUCAACGGGCUCUACGCAGACCUUUGGGUUUCCGGGCAGUAUGACAGAACGCAAGACGUGGACCCAAACCGUUCUCUUUCUCGAUCUAAGUGUGGCCAGAGCGACAGUCCAAUGGGAUCGAGGUCGACCCGUCAAUUCUGAGAUCGCCCGCUCAUGCGACUGGCGGCCGGCUCCAUCUCCCUUGGAUGGUGGUACGCUCUACGCUGCCCACAUACAGUACGGCAACGCGAUUGCCUGUUUUGCCGAGCGACACGAAGGCGUCCAGUCUGUCGGCAAUGGCGAAUGCUGGACUCUUGCCGCAGAGGCCCUUAAGGAAGCAUCGAGUCUGUCGCAAUCGCAGCUCGGUCCGCCCAUUUUGGAUUGUAUCGGCAAGACCCACGGCCAUCUGCUCUACACUGCCAAGGCUGGCCGGCUAGGUCAAUGGCGCGGUGGCGACAACGCGCUCCGUCGGGGAGAUGUUGUUCAAUGGCUCACUGCAAUCAUCACCCAUUCCAGCUCGGCAAGCAUGUCAACGGCUCGACUGGGCGAUCCAGAUCACACCGCCAUCCUCGUUGCUGAUUCGCCGCCGCGCGAGCCAGUAGAGCACGGCUCGAUGAUGAGCACCGCUAGUCUUGGCAGCAUUACCGUCAUCGAGCAAAGCAGAGGUCAUUUGCCCUCUCGAGCGACGUACGACCUCGCCAAUCUGUCGCAAGGCGAAAUAUGGCUGUAUCGACCUAUCAUGGUAUCGUAUGUCGGGCUGCCAGGUGUCAUCAAUCCGCUGGAUCUGGUCCAGGGCACCCUGAGCGCGGAGCAAGUCUAUUAG
Mixia osmundae IAM 14324 is the source of this 1308-nucleotide messenger RNA. RefSeq lists its product as uncharacterized. The record is from RefSeq and is a predicted model, not a curated record. Bases 1 to 1308 code for a protein of 435 amino acids. Lineage: Eukaryota; Fungi; Basidiomycota; Mixiomycetes; Mixiales; Mixiaceae. The transcript has a single exon.